Molecule: messenger RNA, 909 nt
Organism: Zingiber officinale
Lineage: Eukaryota; Viridiplantae; Streptophyta; Magnoliopsida; Zingiberales; Zingiberaceae
Product: CRIB domain-containing protein RIC7-like
Exons: 4
Coding region: 196-759 (187 amino acids)
Source: RefSeq, a predicted model, not a curated record
UAAUGGUAAGAUGGAGCCAAGAUUUACCCCAACUAAACUUUCUCCAUUCAUAACUGUGUUUUUUUCAUUCAGAAAUUCAGCAUUUAUUAGAAUAACACUUGUUUUUUUGCUGUUGUUUUAGUGUUGAUACAUAGAGAUCAGUAAAAUUAGGAACCUCUGCAGACAUUCCACACGUUUAUAACAAGAGCAUCCAUCAUGAAGAAGGGAAUCCUAAAGCCCAUACGCUACAUUUCUCAAAUAUUUGAUCAGAAAGAGCCAGAAUUACAGAUUGGGUUUCCAACUGACGUCAAGCAUGUGGCCCACAUCGGAUGCGAUGGGCCCAACGUCGAGGACCCAGGAUGGAUGAAGGAUUACCAUUCAGCUCCAAUCAAUUCCACGCCUGGCAGUCCAGAAAAGGAAAGUUCCACGUCAGACGCUUGGGGUUCUCAAGGCGCCGACUUCUUGAGCCGAGGGACCGAAGAAUCCCCCGCCGGCGACGAUUCCACUAGGCCGCGGCAUUCGAGACGGCCGAAAUCCGACGAAACACCGGCCAUCUCUGGUUCUGAAGUGGCAGAUGGAGGGACGAAGAAGAGCAGGCGGGGACGGAAGAAGGAUGUGGCGGCCUCGCAGGAUGCGCCGGCGAUCCCCAAGCAUUCGCAUAGAAGGCGGCCCAAGGACAGCGGAGGAUCGGCCGUGACGUCGUCCAAGUGCAAGGAAACACCGUCAUCAAAUCCGGGCGGCGCGGCGGAGCUGGAGAAAACUGCGAUGGAGCCGUCUUGACGUUAUAAACUAAUGAUAAUGUCUUUGAGUCUAACAAAACUAUAUUUAUUUUCUUUUGAUAUUAAUACAUUUAUUUUUAUAUGGAGUGGGAGGUCAAUUCAGAUUUAUUUAUUUAAAAGAGUCUGAAAGAAUAAAGUGAGUACGAGAGAG